GUAGCUUGGAAUUGGCAAAAAAAUCUAAGCAAGACCUGCAGGAAAAAUUGUCCCAGAUCAAUUGGGAUCCGAAUAGAGAUGAGAAUAUACUACGGGAAAGGACCGUCGAACAGAAUGCAAUUCAGGAGCUCACAGAGAAAUGUGAAUCUUUGGCAACUGAAUUUACAAAUUUGCAGUUCACAUAUUCCAAUCCCGUUCCCAAUUUCGAUCGAAAUCAAGUCAAGGGGCUGAUUGCCGAGUUAGUGACCUUAAGUCCUCAAUAUGCGCAGUGUUCCACGGCUUUAGAAAUUUGUGCUGGUGGACGAUUAUAUAAUGUCGUAGUGGAGAAUGAAAAGGUUGGAGCUCAACUUCUUGAUAAAGGAAAAUUAAAGAAACGUGUUACGAUUAUCCCUUUGAAUAAAAUUAAAUCGUCGAGAGUGUCUGCUGAGAAAGUUGCAACAGCACAAAACAUUGCGCCCGGAAAAGUGCAUUUGGCGUUGACAUUAAUUGGAUAUGAACCGGAAGUUACUGCCGCAAUGGAUUAUGUGUUUGGCGGUACAUUGAUCUGUUCCGAUGCCGACACCGCCAACAAAAUAACUUUUAAUAAGCGAGUCUUGACGAAGUCUGUCACGUUGGAUGGUGAUGUUUACGAUCCUUCCGGAACUCUUCAAGGUG
Messenger RNA from Acaulospora morrowiae, 654 nucleotides. NCBI's taxonomy places the organism in Eukaryota, Fungi, Glomeromycota, Glomeromycetes, Diversisporales, Acaulosporaceae. The record is from the annotation of a GenBank genome assembly.